Molecule: messenger RNA, 780 nt
Organism: Stereum hirsutum FP-91666 SS1
Lineage: Eukaryota; Fungi; Basidiomycota; Agaricomycetes; Russulales; Stereaceae
Exons: 3
Source: RefSeq, a predicted model, not a curated record
GAUGCGGAGGAAGACCUCGAAGAUGAUGAGCAGAGUGAGGAGGAAGAUCUCGAGGAUGAUGAACACGAGCAGGAGAGGGCGAUGGAUGAUGAGUCGGAUGAUGGAGAGGUUGACGAGGACAGGGAAGAGUAUGAUGAGAUAGAGAUGGAGGAGAUGCGGGAGCUGAUAGAGGACGAGCUCAACCUCGAUCGGCGGGUACUAAAGAGCCCACGUCUGGCUAUCCAACGCAUCAAGCUCAUCGCUCGCCGCACACACUUCAGCUCUACCCGUCGACGUGCCCUCAGGCAGUAUUGUGUCCAGAAGAAGGUUCCCGAGAAGAUUCUACCCCGUGCAGUUGUCACUCGCUGGACGUCACUCACGAACAUCAUCGCUGUCACGCUCCAGAUUUGCCCCGCCGUCGCACUUCUCACCGAGAAUCCCAAGCACAAGCUUACGCAUCUCGCCCUUGACGAGGAGCAGUGGACGUUUCUCGGUCAUCUUUAUCCCAUCGUUGAUCAAUUCCGUCGGGCCAUAGUCCACCUCGAGGCUCGUAACCGACCGUUCCUCUAUGAAGUCAUUCCUGGCAUGGACAACCUCAUCACGUUCCUAGAGGACAAGGCCAGUGACGAGAACCUUCCCAUUGCAAUCCGCGCUGCUGCCUUCAACGGUCUAAAGAUCAUGAAAAAGUACUAUGCCCUCACUGAUGACUCAAUUCUUCCACGCUGUGGCAUCAUAUGCCACCCUGGCCUCAAGAUGGUCUAUUUCACGAGAGCAGGAUGGAGCAUCGACUGGAUAGCUGCA